AUGAUGGAACCUGCCAUUGAAGUCGGCGUGCGCCGCAAGACCUUCUUCCAGACGGCCCUGCCCGUCUUUGCUUGCGGCGCCGGGCUCUUCUCCGACGGCUACGUCAACAACGUCAUUGGUUCUGUCAACACCGUCCUCAAGCUCCAAUACGGCGACGUCUACACCUCGUCCAACGCCAGCAAGUAUGUCUCCGACAUUGCCUUUGUCGGAACCGUCGUUGGCCAGCUGUUCUUCGGGUUUUUGGCCGACCGCUGGUCGCGCUCCAACUCGCUGCUCGUGUCCACCAUCAUCCUCAUCGUCUUUACCGCGCUUGCUACGGGUUCAUACUAUCACGGCGACGCUGUUGGCAUGUUCAACAUGCUGACUGCCUGGCGAUUCUUUGUCGGUAUUGGUAUUGGAGGCGAGUAUCCUGCGGGUAGCGUUGGCUGUGCCGAGACGAGCGGCGAGCUCAAGGAGGGCACCCGCAACCGUUGGUUCAUUCUCUUCACCAACACCAUGAUUGAUUGGGGCUUCGUUAUCGGCGCAUUUGUUCCCUAUGUCGUUGCUGCUGCUACCCACGACGCCCGCCUCAGCACCAUCUGGCGCACUUCUCUCGGAAUUGGUGUUGUUUUCCCCUUCAUCUUGUUCAUCCUCCGUCUUAGACUCGAGGAGCCCGAAGAGUUCUCCAAGGAGUCCAUGAGGCGCAAGACGCCCUAUCUGCUGGUCAUCCGCUACUACGGUCUCCGACUGCUGGCCGUGAGCGCUGUUUGGUUCCUCUACGAUUUCUCGACCUAUGCAUUCGGCAUCUACUCCUCGUCUAUCCUGGCCGGCAUCUAUUCUAAGACUGCGCCCCUCACUACUGUUUUCGGGUGGAACACCGUCAUCAACCUGUUCUACAUUCCCGGAACCAUGAUUGGUGCCUUUGUUAGCGACUACAUCGGCCCCAAGUACACCUUGAUCAUUGGCGUCUGUCUGCAGGCUAUUAUCGGCUACAUUAUGGCUGGUGUCUAUGACAAGAUCUCUCAGCACAUUGCUGGCUUCGCCGUCGUCUAUGGUAUUUUCCUGAGUUUCGGAGAGUUUGGCCCCGGCAACAACAUUGGUCUUUUGGCCGCCAAGACCUGCGCUACUGGUGUCCGUGGCCGUUACUACGGCAUUGCCGCUGCCAUUGGCAAGAUUGGUGCCUUUGUCGGAACUUGGGUCUUCCCCCACAUCGAAGCAGCUGGCGGCGACGAUCCUACAAAGGUUGCUCAGUAUCCCUUCUGGGUCGCCUCCUCUCUGGCACUGCUGUCUGCUCUCAUCACCUUCCUCUGCAUUCCCAACGUCGGCCAGGAUACCAUCACUGAAGAGGACCGCAAGUUCCGCGAGUACCUCGAGAGCCAUGGCUGGGAUACUAGCCAGCUCGGCUUGGACAGUAACAAAUCUGACUCCAACCCCACUUACAAUGAGGAGGAGCAUGUCGUGCAAAAAAUGCAGUAG
This is a messenger RNA of Trichoderma asperellum CBS 433.97, 1455 nucleotides long. RefSeq lists its product as uncharacterized. NCBI's taxonomy places the organism in Eukaryota, Fungi, Ascomycota, Sordariomycetes, Hypocreales, Hypocreaceae. The record is from RefSeq and is a predicted model, not a curated record. Gene Ontology annotation, cellular component: membrane. Gene Ontology annotation, molecular function: transmembrane transporter activity. Gene Ontology annotation, biological process: transmembrane transport.